AAACUACCAGAGGUGAAGGCUGAGGUUCAACUACCAGAUGUUAAAAUUCAGAAACCAUCAACCAAAGUGAAAGUUAAGGCUCCUGGGUUCAAACCUCAAGCAAGUGGCAAACCUGAAGACGUGUCUGUUGAUGUCAAAGCUCAGGGGGGCGAAGCUGAGACAUCUGGAGGCAAGUUUAAACUACCAAGUUUUGGUAUUUCAACACCCAAGGUGAAAGGACCUGAAAUCGAUGUGAGUUUAUCCAAGAAAGAUGUCACAUUGCCAGCCGUUAGUGCUGAAGUCCAACUUCCUGAUGUAGAAAUCCAAGAAGUUGUAGAUGCCGAUCUGGAGGCCAAAGCAAAGCGACCCAGCUGGUCAUUUCCACGAUUUUCAUUUUCAAAAUCAAGUGGUAAAGUUCCUGAUGCUGAUUUAAACCUUGAAACACCCAAAGUGGAUGUUGCACUAACAGAGGCCAAAGCAGAAGUCUGUCUGCCCGAUGUUCAAGUCAAUCAAUCAGCAAUGAAGGUGGAAGUCAAACCCCCUGAAGUGAAAAUCAAAUCUCCAGAGAUUGGCAUUACGCAACCAAAAGUAUCGCAGAAAGAUGUAAACAUCACACUACCAGACGUGAGAGCAGAGGUCAAACUGUCUGAAGGUGAAUUGGAAGACACUGAUGCUAAGUCAACAGAAGCCUCAGGAUCACCGUUGAAAUUUAAAAUGCCAACGAUUAAAAUGCCGAAAUUUGGUGUUGCAACUCAUGACACGCACACCCUGGAAAUGCCCAGUGCAGAAAAAACAGCACAAAUGGAGGACAUUAAAGUUCAGCAAGAUGUGACCGUCACCUUCAAAGGUCCAAGUAUUGACAUUAAAACAGAUGUUUCCAAAGCAACCACUUCAGGUUCGGAAACACAAAAGGACGAGAUGGAGGCUGUGGGGCCGGGGUCUCCCAGUAAAUUCAAAUUACCAUCGUUGAAAAUGCCACGGCUAAGUUUCUCAAGAACUAAAUCUGAGGAGGAAAAUGUUCCUGUUGACACUGAACAUAGGGAAGAUAAAGAGGAAGUCAAAGCUGAGACAAAAGAAGGGAGCAAAUCACCAAAACCAUCGCCGCUGGGAAACAUCCUCAAAACUAUUGAUGUGGAAUUUGAUGUUCCAAAUGCAGAAAAAGUCAAAGAUAGUCUUGAAACCUCAAAGAAAGUUAAAAUAUCAGAUGAAGCACCUGGAAACCAGGUAGAUAAAGAAGCUACCAAAAGUCCAGAAAGGACAGGAUGGUUCAGUUUUAGGUUUGGUCUGUCUUCGCCUUCAGAAGCACCAAAGACCUCUGAGAAAGACCUGAAAAAGAGUGAAAGGAGCCCGGCUGGGGAAACCGGGGAUGAGGAUGUGAGCCCGUCCUGCUCUGUGCAGUCAUCAGACGCCUUUGCUGAUAUCAGCUCCACAGUCACGAGUGAGCUCGUCGGCCCGUCAAUAUCCUCGCCCACCAAGGUAACCGUCAAAUACUCCGAUCCCGGCGUGGCCGCCGGACCCGAAGAGAUUCAGAGUAACAUCAUCACCUCCAUGGCAAGGACCGAGCUGCUCUCAGAGAUUCCUAACCUACCCGAGAAAAUCACAAUUCCGUCAUCAGGCGUCUCGUCGUCAUCAGAGGACACGCUCCGGCUCGAGUCGGGAAAAAUACACGUCAUUACGUCUAACAUCCAAGCAACGCCAGAAUCCCAGCAUGCCAGGCUGCUGACGGCCAUCCAGGUCCAGCCGGCUGCCAGCGUUUCUCUAAUGUCAGAGGAGAAUGAAGCUUCGUCGUGGACCAUGGAGAAGACUCAGGGUGGCGUGAAGACCGUGUUCGAGAGGCGCGUGGUGAAGGAGACGUCAAGUGAGAGCACGGAAACCAUGGUGAUCACCAAACAGAUCAGCCACGUCUUCGAAUCCUCGGAGCCCAUCUCAGGAGAGACGGCUUCAUCCAUCCAGCGGCUCCGAGACACGGUGCACUCCGAGAAAAUGAAAUUCUUCGAUGAGGCUGAAAAGUAAGAAAACACACGCACAAAAAAAAAAAAACCUUCACACAGUUCAGGGCUGCCGGGCUCUGAAGUUCAGCAUUUACAUGGACUUGACAGGAAAGCGAGAAAGCUGAGAUACUGGCAGCUGGAAAAUGUCAAGACAAAUGCAAUUCAUUAUUCUAAUGAAGGAAUUUGUCAGCGCCGAUGAAGGUGGAGAUAUCUGACCGCAUGUCGACCCGUGAAAAAAAAUAAUACACACUGAUGAAGUGAUCAAAAUGCUAAUAAGCUCUGUAAAUGACUGUCUUUACUGCAAUAUAAAGCUCCCAUCUCACUGGGCUGACAGCAUGCUGAUGGUACUGGAUGACCUGGUCCCAGUCCAGAUUCUCCUGGUCCUGGUCCCAGUCCAGAUUCUCCUGACUGUAGCUACAUCUCGCCCAACAUGCGAGCGCCUAUUGACUUGUCACAGCCCACGGCGAUGGGGGUUUAUUUAUUGUGGAGCUUCACGCAGCAUCUUCGCUUACGUUGCAACACUUCCUGUUCCUGCUUACCAAAUCUCUGAUUUUGUAGUUUUUAAUAGUAAAGUACUGAUCCAGUAACUUGUGCUCGCCCUUUCCGAGAUCAUAACCAUGUUUAAAAAAAAUCUGCUGCAAAAA
Molecule: messenger RNA, 2614 nt
Organism: Salarias fasciatus (jewelled blenny)
Lineage: Eukaryota; Metazoa; Chordata; Actinopteri; Blenniiformes; Blenniidae
Product: protein AHNAK2-like
Exons: 2
Coding region: 499-1992 (497 amino acids)
Biological process (GO): peripheral nervous system myelin maintenance; regulation of RNA splicing
Cellular component (GO): cytoplasm; nucleus
Source: RefSeq, a predicted model, not a curated record